Pangasianodon hypophthalmus (striped catfish) is the source of this 1226-nucleotide messenger RNA. It is a transcript of the gene rbmx2, whose product is annotated as RNA binding motif protein X-linked 2. NCBI's taxonomy places the organism in Eukaryota, Metazoa, Chordata, Actinopteri, Siluriformes, Pangasiidae. The transcript has 6 exons. Gene Ontology annotation, cellular component: precatalytic spliceosome; catalytic step 2 spliceosome; U2 snRNP. Gene Ontology annotation, biological process: mRNA splicing, via spliceosome. Gene Ontology annotation, molecular function: RNA binding. The record is from RefSeq and is a predicted model, not a curated record. Bases 94 to 1104 code for a protein of 336 amino acids.
CAUUGUUUCCACCCGGAAGUAAAUAAUGAGACGCCCAUAGUUCGAAAUUUGCCGGCGGAAGUACAUGCGUGUGAGCAAGAAAACAAUCCUACAAUGAAUCCGCUUACCAAAGUGAAGCUGAUCAAUGAACUGAAUGAGAAAGAAGCUCAUCUCGGCAUUAAGGACUCAGUGUCGUGGCAUGCAGAGUACAAGGACAGCGCCUGGAUCUUCAUCGGUGGAUUUCCGUACGAGCUGACCGAAGGAGACAUCAUCUGCGUUUUCUCACAGUACGGAGAGAUCGCCAACAUUAACUUGGUGCGGGAUAAGAAGACGGGGAAGUCUAAGGGCUUUUGUUUUCUGUGCUAUGAGGAUCAAAGAAGCACAAUUCUGGCAGUGGAUAACCUUAACGGCAUUAAGAUUAAAGGCCGAACGUUACGUGUGGACCACGUGUCUAAUUACCGUCCACCCAAAGAUUCAGACGACAUCGACGAUGUGACCAAACAACUCAGGGAGGAAGGCUGCGCUCCCAAAGCGCCUUCUUCAUCCGAGUCGGAAUCAGAGGACGAAUGUCUUUUACCGUUGAAGAAACCAAAAAAGGAUAAAAAAGAAAAGAAGAAAAAGAAGAAGGAGAAAAAAGAAAAGAAGAAGGAAUCCAAAGAGGAAAGGCGUGCGACGCAGACCGACUCUCCCUCGACUCCGGCUGUGAGAGUGAAGAAGGAGAAAGAGGACACGGGUUAUGAGAAGUACGUCCUGAAGGGGGCGCAGGAGUCCAGAGGCCAAGAGACGAGGGACUCGCGGGAAAGACCGGAGGAUCAGCACGGAAAUCACAGGAGAGCAGAGAGAGAGAGGGACAGAGAGGACGAAAGGAGGACGGGGAAGAGUAGAGACGAGGCGAGAGGGAAAGACGAGCAGCGUCCACGUGAGAACAGAGAGAGAGAGCGAGAGAGAGAGAGAGACAGGGGGAGAGAAAGCGACAGAGAAAGAGAGAAAGUCAGAGAGAGAGUUAAGGACAGACAUCGAGAGAGAGAUAGUGAAAAAGAACGAGACAGAGAACGACACUAUAGAGAUAGAGAAAGAGAAAAAUGGAGAGACCGAGACUCUGACCGAGAAUACAGACGCAACUGAAACAAACGUCUUCACAAAGUUGGAGUUUUGUUUUUGAUCCAACUUGAGUUUCCUGUUUAGUGUUGUGACAUCAUAAUAUGUGUGUUUGUGUCAAAUAUUGUAAAUAAAAGAUUUUUUUUUUA